Molecule: messenger RNA, 3921 nt
Organism: Xylona heveae TC161
Lineage: Eukaryota; Fungi; Ascomycota; Xylonomycetes; Xylonales; Xylonaceae
Product: putative nuclear condensin complex subunit Smc2
Exons: 8
Coding region: 1-3540 (1179 amino acids)
Biological process (GO): chromosome organization
Cellular component (GO): chromosome
Molecular function (GO): ATP binding; ATP hydrolysis activity; protein binding
Source: RefSeq, a predicted model, not a curated record
AUGAGGGUGGUAGAAGUUAUUAUCGAUGGUUUCAAGUCGUACGCGACGCGUACCGUCAUUUCUGGAUGGGACGAGAGCUUCAAUUCCAUUACCGGUCUCAACGGAAGUGGAAAGUCCAACAUUCUCGAUUCGAUAUGUUUUGUCCUCGGUAUUACGAACAUGUCCACUGUGAGGGCGCAGAACUUGCAGGAUCUCAUCUACAAACGAGGCCAAGCAGGCGUAACGAAAGCCAGUGUGACAAUAGUUUUUGACAAUCGCGACACAAGUAGAAGUCCGAUCGGUUUCGAGGAAUACGCCCAAAUAUCUGUUACUCGCCAAAUCGUCCUGGGUGGUACGAGCAAAUAUCUAAUCAACGGUCAUCGAGCGCAACAGCAGACUGUGCAGAACCUAUUUCAGUCAGUGCAGCUCAACAUCAACAACCCGAACUUCUUAAUUAUGCAAGGUCGCAUCACCAAGGUUCUUAAUAUGAAACCUGUGGAGAUUCUCGCAAUGAUUGAAGAGGCUGCGGGCACGAGAAUGUUCGAGGACCGGAGAGAUAAGGCGUUCAAAACAAUGGCAAAGAAGGAAAUGAAAGUCCAAGAGAUUACAGAACUUCUGAAGGAAGAGAUUGAACCGAAGCUUGAGAAACUUCGGACGGAAAAACGGGCAUUCUUGGACUUUCAGCAGACACAAAGCGAUCUCGAACGCUUGACAAGGCUGGUUGUUGCGCAUGAUUAUAUCAGGAACAAGGAUAAGCUAAGUCAUUCUGCGAAUGAGCUUGAUGCCAAAAAGCUGCGUGCGAGAUCCCUUGAAGAAUCCGCUGCUCGACUUAAAAAUGAGAUUUCCUUGCUUGAAGAGGAUGUCAGGCGGGUCAAGGCGGCCAGAGACAAGGAACUCCGGAAGGGAGGGAAAUUUCAGGCUCUUGAAGACGAGGUCAAGGCUGCCUCUCAUGAAAUGGUACGGUUGACGACCGUGCUCGAGCUAAAGAAAUCUAGUGUCUCCGAAGAAUUGGAGAGGCGGAAGAGCGUCGAAGCCACAGUCAAAGAAAUCGAGGCUCAGCUGAAAGAAAAGACCAAGGUCUACGAAAAGCUCCAGGCUCAAUACGACGCGGCGAAGGACGAACUCUCGAAACAGACGGAUGAGGUCGAGAAGAAAGAAGAACUACUGCAGACUUUGCAAAUCGGUGUAGCAUCCAAGGAGGGCCAAGAAAGCGGAUAUCAAGGACAGUUGCAGAAGGCCAGAGACAGUCUUAGCUCCGCGACCACCGAGCAGGAACAGGCGAAACUGAAAAUAACACAUCUCCAAAAGCGCAUCAAGGAAGAAGAGCCGCGUGCGCACAAAGCUAAGGAGCAAAAUUCCGGUUUGCUGAAAGAACUGCAAGGUUUGCAAGCCUAUGCCAAGAAGCUAGAGGCAGAACUCAGUCGACUCGGGUUUGAGCAUGGAGCCGAAGAAAAAUUGCAUCAGCAAGAAAAGACUUUGCAGCAGAAGAUCCGUGAAUUGCGCGAGCAAUCGGAGGCUAUGAAGAGAAAGGUCUCCAAUAUCGACUUCACCUACCAAGAUCCCGUUCCUGGAUUUGACCGCAGUAAAGUCAAGGGCUUGAUAGCCCAGCUAUUUUCACUCGACAAGGACAAAACGAUCGCCAGUACAGCGCUUGAGAUUUGCGCCGGCGGUAGAUUGUACAACGUGGUGGUUGAUAGCGCAGAAACUGGUACUCAGCUCCUGCAAAAUGGCAAACUUAGAAAGAGAGUUACGAUCAUCCCGCUCAAUAAGAUUUCUGCAUUCAAAGCUUCGGCGGAGAGAAUUGGCGCCGCUCAAAACAUUGCUCCCGGAAAAGUCCAUUUGGCAUUGUCACUCAUAGGUUAUGAUGAGGAGAUCCAAGCCGCCAUGGAUUAUGUAUUUGGCUCUACACUAAUCUGCGCAGAUGCAGACACCGCAAAGCGCGUGACAUUUGACCCAUCCGUGAGGCUGAAGAGCGUAACCCUCGAGGGAGAUGUCUACGACCCGUCUGGAACCCUUUCUGGAGGGAGUGCUGCCAGUUCUGCUGGUGUGCUCGUUGUUCUGCAGAAGGUCAACGAGAUUAAUAAAGAGUUGGCAGCUCACGAAAAUGCGCUAGCUGAGCUUCAUGCUAUGAUGGUGAGGGAGAAGAAACGGAUUGAUGCCGCUCGGAAAACACAGCAGGAGCUCGAUCUCAAAACCCACGAGAUUAGGCUGACGGAGGAACAAAUCAAUGGCAACUCUUCAUCAUCUAUUAUUCAAGCAGUUGAAGAAAUGAAACAGAACGUCGAGCAGCUCAAGAAGGAUAUUGUUGAAGCUAAGGCACGGCAGGAACAGUCAGCACAGGAGAUCAAAAUCAUUGAACGCGACAUGAAAGAGUUCAGUAGCAACAGGGACGACAAACUGGCCGAACUGCAGAAUUCGCUUGAGAAGCUGAAGAGAAGUCUGAGCAAAAAUUCGGCGACAGUGAAAGCCCUGCAAAAGGAGCUGCAGAAUUCGCGGCUCGAAGCUGAACAAGCCGGUGGUGAUCUUGCGGCAGCGAAGGAACAGCUUGAAGAGGUGGAUGCAACUCUGAACGCGCAGCAGGAGGAGACGAAAGGGCUCUUGCAACAACAAGCGCAAGUCAAGGACGCGCAUGACAUUGCACAGGCCCGACUGGAUGACGAGCGGACUAAACUCUCUGGAUUUGACGAAGAGCUUCGUUCUCUUGAGGACGCCUCUCGGACCAAGGCCUCCCGCAUUACUGAGGAGGGCCUUGAGAUGCAGAAGCUUGGUCAUCAGAUCGAAAAAUUCCAGAAGGAACAACAAGCCGCAUCGCAGCUAGUUGCCCAAAUGGAAAGUGAGCAUGAGUGGAUACCUGAUGAGAAAGACAGUUUUGGCCGUUCUGGAACGCCAUAUGACUUCCACUCUCAGAACAUUGCCGAGUGUAAAUCAUCGCUGCGGAAUCUGACCGAACGCUUCCAAGGCAUGAAAAAGAAGAUCAAUCCAAAGGUCAUGAACAUGAUUGACAGCGUCGAGAAGAAAGAGAUCGCACUGAAGAACAUGAUGAAGACGGUUAUUCGUGACAAGCGUAAGAUCGAAGAAACUAUCAGCAGUCUCGACGAGUACAAGAAAAAGGCUCUCCACAAGACCUGGACCAAAGUGAAUGCGGAUUUCGGACAGAUUUUUGCAGAAUUGUUACCCGGCAGCUUUGCCAAACUCGAUCCUCCCGAGAACAAGACCAUUUCUGAUGGCCUCGAAGUCAAGGUCCAGCUUGGCAAAGUCUGGAAGCAGAGUUUGACUGAAUUGAGUGGUGGUCAACGGUCCCUGAUUGCCCUCUCUCUCAUCAUGGCCCUCCUCCAAUUCAAGCCUGCCCCCAUGUACAUUCUCGACGAAGUGGACGCCGCCCUCGAUCUCUCGCAUACCCAGAACAUUGGCCGCCUGAUCAAGACCCGCUUCAGGGGCUCUCAAUUCAUCGUUGUUAGUCUGAAAGACGGCAUGUUCCAGAACGCCAACCGCAUCUUUAGAACUCGUUUCAGCGAAGGCACGAGUAUCGUGCAAGCUCUCACUCCCGCGGAUAUGAAGUAGGCGGUUUUUUUGGUGGUGCGACAUAUUUCGGUGCAAUUAGUUCAAUGAGCGAAAAGAAAAUGCGCAACAGCAUGUGGUAUCUCCCUUUAAGUGUGAAACGUGGUUUGAGGAGUAGUCUUGCCUGCGAGAAGGUUCGUUGGCUGUUGGGUUUCUGGUAGAACGGAAAGGCUUUGGACGGGUUGGCUAUUGUUUAGGACCAGGGGACUAAGUGUCGGAUUUGGCGUCAUACUUCACUUUACUUUGACUUUUCUCGGUGCAUGUCGUUCUUCUUCUCUUCUUUAAUGCGGCGCCCGAUAUUCUUGUCUGGAUUUGGUAUAUAAGGAAGUUCUCAGGAGUAUACUGUAUAUCAUUUUUGGCAAUGCAAGAUAUUUUUUACCUCGU